AAGAAAUGGAAAAUGAUCCUAGGUCCGGUUUAUCAGGUUUUCGGCAACAGCAAAAUCGCAAAACAACUUAUACAUUAAAUAUUGCAAUGACUCGUUUGAUUAUCAUUACCUCACUGUUCGCAACAUCAAUUUCUUCUACACAAAAUCACUGGAAUAACGGAUAUGGUUAUAUUGAUAAAUUCAACUACAAUGCUAUAAAUAUUACAGGUCAUGUUUAG
Molecule: messenger RNA, 218 nt
Organism: Funneliformis caledonium
Lineage: Eukaryota; Fungi; Glomeromycota; Glomeromycetes; Glomerales; Glomeraceae
Source: the annotation of a GenBank genome assembly